GUUUCUUUAUAAACUUCCUUAUUUCAGUGCAGUUUCUGCCUGUUCAGCUGCUCUUUACUUCACUCUGAGGUCGUAGUUAGAGAUGCCGUCUAUACUUGCCUUAUGGUGAUGUGUUUGUAGACAACGCUGGAUGUGUUUGUCUCUGCCUUUGCUGACUUGACUUACAAAGUGGACCAAACUUAUUGAAAGCGCAGAGCAAAGGGAAUGACCCACUCAGCUGAAGACUUUCUACAUUCAGCAUUAACCAACACAUACCUGGAAAAUGAUAAUGGAAAUAUUUGUUUUUCAUCUUGUAUAAAUACAAUUAAAAUCAGUGCAAUUAAAUAGGUUGGCUAAAUUAUCUCUGUAAGGCCAGAAUAAGAAGAAAAUUAAGAGUAAAAUCAUUGACUGAUUUCUAUUUCCAAUAUGACAGAAAACCUAUAUGAGAUUAAUGACCUAACUAAUUGCAGUAACAGUUUAACUGUUACAAGAUCUGGUUAUGGUAUACAUAAUACAACCUCAUUACAACCAUCACCAGUGUCUCCACAUGUUAACCAAAAGUAUAUGCCAUCCCCUACCACUCCACAAAAUGAGCUUUCUCCACUACUUGACAUAUCACAUGAAGAAGGAUCUUGGGAACGUAAUCAACUUGAGAAGUCUGCAUCUUCAAUCUUAAAUGAGACUAUGAAUUCCCACGUUGUCUACCCCUUCAAUGUGGCUGAGGCUUUACACGGACUGGAUUCCUUUUCCAAGGCCUUUCCUGUAAAAAACCCAAAUACUGUUUUUGGAAACAGUGUAGGUGAAAAGAGUUCAGAAGACAAUCAAGUGUCAGAGAUUUUGCUGUCACCCCAGAGAGGAACACCUUCUGCUGGGUCAGAUAGAGAGCCCUUUAGUCCUGUAACCAUGCAGAGUAGGUCACAGCAGUGCCAUAAUCAGCUAAUGCAUCAUUCCAUGGACAGCCAAAAUAUGGCUCAUAAUCCCUACCAAAGCCACCAGCAAUAUUAUGGAUAUCAACAUCACAAACCACAGCUGAGAGAGAACAAUUCAGUGCCAAUAUACAAGGUACCCUUCUAUAAGUCUCAGAGCCAGUAUCUUCUCCAGCAGCAAGGAAAUCAAAUCCAUCAGCAGCAGCUUACAUCUUAUUCAUUAGCCCAGCAAAAGCAGCAAAUACCACUAGAUGUUCAGGAAGGCCAUGAUUCUGUUGGAUCACCAACUGAUAGCUACACUGAGGACUAUAAAGCAUCUGAGCAAACAGAUUUCCAGGCUAAUUUACACACCUCCCAUUUCCAGGGGUCACAGAAUUUUCUCUCACUUUCCCACCAGAAUGAUCUCUACCAGCAGGCUAAUGAGCUAUCACAUUCAUUCCCUUUUAAGCAAAAUCCUUCUUUUGAAGAUCACUUGGGUUCAGUUGACAUUAUCCCAGGAUUUUCCAAUACAAAGGAGGAGGUUUAUAUGGAUUUAAACUACCACCACAAACAGGAGGAUUUCUAUAGUUCCCAUUACCAAAAUAUGGGGUCAGGGGUCAAUCAAACUGCUCAGUCACCAGCUCUGAGAGGAGGAGCACUUCAUCAUCUUAACUCUUACAGCCCACCAUGUGGACAGAUGCGCUCUGAUAUCCAAGAGGACCAACUUUUACCCUACUACGGGAUGGAAGCACUGAGGGCUGAAGGAGCAAAAGCAAAGCUGAAAUGCAUUUUAUGCCACCGGGAGUUUAAGAGCCUGCCAGCUCUUAAUGGCCACAUGCGUUCCCAUGGAGGAUUCAGGACAUAUCCCUCAACACUCAAAACGGUUUCCUUACAGACUGAUGAACAAAUUCAGCUAUCUAAAGAAGUAAUUCAAAAUGAACCCAUGGUGUUCCCUGUGUCUGUUCCUGUAAAGGAUUACUCAGUUCCCUCCAGGCUUCCAAAUAAUUUUCAUAACCACCUGAGGCAUAAUAAUUUGGAUGACUUAGAUGAGAGUAAUCCACAGCGACCAAAAGUUUUCCCUUCACGUGCAAAGAGUUCAGUAGGAGCUGGAGAAUGUGCAGCAAAGCAAGAGAAAAAGCGGUAUCGCCACUGCCUGGUGCCACUUGUAAUUUCCCCAUGUGGCACUGGUCUCGAGUCCAGAGGGCCGGUGCUUUUCCAGAGCCAGCUGCGUUCACCAAGCAGCUGCGGAGAUGACGUUCCAUACACUCCUCCACCAAUGCUCAGCCCUGUACGUCCAGGCUCUGGCCUUUUCAGUAGUGUUAAUGUGGGGCACACAUGCACUGGAGCACAGACUGUUCCACGAGUUCGCCUGUGCAAGGACAGUGACAAACAUGACGGCAGUGUGACAUUAGGUUCAGGGGAUAAAUCAAGUAGCAUUAAACCUCGGAUCAAUAUUGGUUGCGAUUUUCAAGCAGACAUUCCAGAUAUUCAGAGUCGCUCUAAAGUGGCAGAGGACAUCCAUAAGGCUAAUCUUCUGUGGACACCCUGUUAUUUGGAUACUCCUGAGAAGCAGCAGAGAGUGGAUGAUCUUCUGAAGAUGGCAUGUUCCAGUGUGCUUCCAGGAGGAGGAACAAACACAGAAUAUACUCUUCAUUGUCUUUUUGAGUGUAGUGGUGAUAUUAUGACAACCCUGGAGAAACUACUCUCACUGACAGCAUUGAAACAUGCAUCCAGCCUUCACACAAAUUACCAUUAUGCUGGAUCAGAUAAAUGGACUCUGCAGGAAAAGAGACAACUGAACAAGGCCUUAUUAAUUCACCACAAAGAUUUUCAUCUAAUUCAGAAAAUGGUGAAGACAAAGUCAGUAGCUCAGUGUGUCGAGUAUUACUACACAUGGAAGGAGAAGCUUCGACUGGGCAGGAGAUUUAGCACAGGUCCAGUAACUCCAGGCCAAGCGAAAGAGAAUAGGGGUCACUUGAAGGAAGGCAACACCAGACAACCUACACAUGAAACAAAGAACAAACGUGGAGCGCUGGAAUUUUCUGAACUGUCUGGCAAUGUCAGUGGUGCAUUUGUUUGUGAAGUACCCAGAUCUGGGCCUAUGUUUAAUGGGAAUGAAUGGAACCAAAGUAAUAUAGGUGGACUGUGUAAUUCUCCAGCUGAACAUAACAGACUCAAAUCAGCUCAGCACUUUGCUCCUGGCUCUAUAAAAAGCUCACCUUCAAACAGUUCAACAAGUGGAGACACUGACUCAAAUAUCAGCUUCCCCUGUACUGAAUGUGGAAAAGUGUUUCUUAAGGUGAAAAGCCGCAAUGCUCACAUGAAGACUCAUCGCCAAACAGACGAUCCACAGUUUUGGCAGCUUCAUAGCCUUCCUGAACAGGAAAACAAGACAGUGACACCUGCCAGCCCUACUGUUAGACUACUUCAUCUACCCCUAACUCAUCAUUCUGUAGCUUGCAUCAGUAAUGGAAACAUAAAACCAUUGUGCAUUAACAGUGCAGAACCACUGCAACAACCAGACUGCCUCUUGCAGAAUCAGAAUCUUAAAGGGUAAUAUGGUGACCUCUGCUGAACUGGACCAAACUAAGCAGAACUAAUGUUUAGUGAGUCAAGUGUCAAACUCCUGGCCAAUAUACCAUGGUUCAGAUACUUUGUAAAAACUGUACCUUAUGAAACAAAUGUUUAUGAGGCUUAAAGAAAGUGAGAUGCCAUUUGUUGGCAUAAACAAUCAAUUAUUUUAGUCCUCAGAAUAUCUUUCUUAACCUAAAGAGAUGCACUGUAGAUAAAACUGGCCAAAUGUCAUUAUACUAAGGCUAGAGAUGUUGUGUCAAGUCUUGCUGUGUAUAAAAUGUGUUUUGUGACCAAAAGCACUGUACAAAUAAAACAGCUAAGUUUUAAAUGCU
This is a messenger RNA of Pangasianodon hypophthalmus (striped catfish), 3790 nucleotides long. RefSeq names its product transcriptional-regulating factor 1. Gene Ontology annotation, biological process: negative regulation of DNA-templated transcription; regulation of transcription by RNA polymerase II. Gene Ontology annotation, cellular component: histone deacetylase complex; transcription regulator complex. The record is from RefSeq and is a predicted model, not a curated record. Gene Ontology annotation, molecular function: transcription corepressor activity. The transcript is spliced from 16 exons. NCBI's taxonomy places the organism in Eukaryota, Metazoa, Chordata, Actinopteri, Siluriformes, Pangasiidae. The coding region runs from base 406 to 3441 and encodes 1011 amino acids.